GAGCCACUAAUUGGACUGAAAUUCAGUGGAAACAAAAGCCCUGGCUAGAAAAUUCCAGCCCUGGUUUUACAGGGUCUGCUUUGUUGCCGCAGUGUUUGUUCUCUACUGCUGUGUUAACAGUUAUCUUUUCUGUGGUGGCCUCUCCCCACCCUUCCACACAGUGCAUGAAAUGUUCCUCAGCACAAACCCGUCCAGAGCCACCGUGGCACAGUACAGGCGAUGCUCCAUUCUGCACAGGACACCAUCCAGACACCAGGAGUGGCCCAACAGCUGCCUCGCAACCAUGUUCCCACACAGCUUUGACUACAACCAGCCGAUGAGAAAGCGUUGAGUAGAAGGAGACAUGAUGGGACAGUUCCCGGAGGAUGUGGUGGGUGGCUUCACCACAGAGGAACUGGAAUGCAAGAUCUGCUACUGUGCUUACAGCCUGUCAAGUCGACGGCCCAAGGUCCUUGAGUGCUGCCAUUGUCUUUGUGCCAAGUGCCUUGCAAAAAUCCUUGAUUUAGGUGAAUCCUCUCCAAACGCAGUGGUCUGUCCAUUCUGCCGCUACAUCACAGACCUUCCUGGAGAAGAUGUGGACAGUCUACCAGAUGAGGAUAACUUGGUGCUGGCACUGCUGUCCAUCCAGACACAGAAGCAUCAGAACCUUAAUGGCAACCAAGGCGAGAUUCUCCUCAGUCCCAGACGCCUCAACUCUCUGGUGGGACACUCUGCCUCAGCUUCUCCCACCUCGAUUCGUUCCAAUUACGUGGUGAUCACCAUUAUGGAGCCUCGGCAGGAGUCUGUUAUUCCAGUUCGGGGUAGGGAUUACCGCUCUUCCAGCCAGGACUCCAUGGCCUCGGUUACUCAGAGAUGGACAGUGUGGAACUGUGCGGCCCUGCUGUGCCAGACUUCAGCACGCGUCCUGGUCUGGCUGCUGGGGCUGCUGUACUUCAGCUCGCUGCCUCUAGGGGUCUAUCUGCUAAUCAUGCAGAAUACCACGAUGGGGGUGUUAAUGGUCAGUCUGGUACCUGUCAGUCUUCUCAUCGUUAUGGUGUACGGCCUUUGCCAAUGCCUGUGCCGUGAGUUUUGGGACUGUGUACUACCAUAAUGACCAAAGCAAAAAGUGUAACUGUUAUGUGUGGAUAUACGAUGAUUGGAUGGUCCUGCCAGUUUGUGGAAACUCAUGAAUUUUCCAGUUUAUUGGAUAAACAGUGUACACUUAACUGAAAAACAAACAAUAAAAUUGCACAGAUUUAAUUUAGUAGGGUAUCAUACAAAUCAAUGUCAUGUUAUAAUGCCUAAAAAUAGUAUCCACCUCAACAAAAUAAUCUUUUUUUAUAACCGUCUGAUUGUGGAAUGUGCCUUUUCCUGGAGUGGCUGAAAUGGACAGAUCAAUAAUCAUGUCCUCUCUAGGCUUGCUGAUGUACUUUUUCUCUGUCUGAAUGAUUAACAUACAAUAACUUUUACAAUAAGGUCCAUAAUUGGUUAAUGGAUCAACUAAUAUCAAUUAACAAUGAGCAAUAUAUAUGUUACACACAGUGUUUAUUAAUCCUUGUUAAUGUUAGUUGAUACAAAUACAACUGUUAGCUCAUGUUCAUGUGCAUUAAAUAAUAUUAACAGACACACUUUUGAUUUAUUGUGUAAAUGUGGAAUUUCAUAAGAUAAAUGAAGUAAUAUUAAUUAACUAAAAUUGCAUAACAAAGAUUAAUAACGAAUGCGGUUAACUAAUGUUAACCUCACUGUAAAGUGUUACAGAUUAUUGCAAUAUAAGGCCCUUAACUACAACAUCUCAUACUGAAUCAUGGGUAGGACACAUAUUUUAAUAUUUUAAUCAUGUUUAUUAGUUCGACUUUUCCAUGUUUUUCUUGGAACACAAAUGCAUGUGAAGAAUGAACAUGUCUGAACAUGUUUAAGAACCUAAUCUGCAUAUGUUUUUAUACUUUUUUGUGUAAACAAACAAGUUUUGUACAGAAAACGCCACUAUUUACAUUUUUAUAUAAAGAAAUUGUAUAUAUUGUGUUUCAUAAAACUUUUGAUGCUACUUAAACAAGAUUAAAUGCACUGA
Molecule: messenger RNA, 2047 nt
Organism: Cyprinus carpio (common carp)
Lineage: Eukaryota; Metazoa; Chordata; Actinopteri; Cypriniformes; Cyprinidae
Product: E3 ubiquitin-protein ligase RNF182-like
Source: RefSeq, a predicted model, not a curated record